Molecule: messenger RNA, 5361 nt
Organism: Centropristis striata (black sea bass)
Lineage: Eukaryota; Metazoa; Chordata; Actinopteri; Perciformes; Serranidae
Gene: ccdc18
Product: coiled-coil domain containing 18
Exons: 26
Coding region: 474-4937 (1487 amino acids)
Source: RefSeq, a predicted model, not a curated record
CAACCAAUCACAAAACGCGUUGUUAGAUUUUGGGCGGAGACUUUAAAAUACAAAAUUUUCCGGCUACCCUUCCUUCAACAGCAUCUACACCGAGUAGUUUGUGAAGUUUUGUUUAACUAGCAGUUUAAAUAUGUGUUUUUAUGAUUUGAAAGUACCAGUACGAAAGAGUUUAACCUUUCAUUUGAGACGUAAAUGCUGUCUGCCCGGUCGUUUGAUAGCUUGUUUGGCUUUUAUCAGAACGUAAACUAGCUAGCCACUUGUUGAUAUCGCGAACAUAUUUGUUUACAUUUAGCGUAGCUAGGCUAACUGCUAGUUUCCCCUGCAUCACUUCUAGUUCAAAACGUGUUGAUGAGCGAGUGGUUGGUGCUGUUUAUCUUUACAAACAUUCACACAAGUCGGAAAUGUCGCUUGAUCCGCAAGUCAAGACAAGUUGUUAAUUAGCUGUUAAUAAACAUGUACUCAUCAUUAUUCUAAUGUUUGAGGACGAGAGAAGUUUAAUCGAAGAUGUGGUCAAUUUGACGAAUCUGCUUCGACUGACGGAGCUCAGUCUGCAAAGUGUGGGACAGAAACUAAGUCAGUCAGAAGGACAUGAUGGUAGAGAGGUGUCUGAGCAGGAGAGUCCUGAUCUUCUGAGUGUACAAGACCUGCAGACACCUGAUGUUCCUCCAUCCCCGUCAGGCAGUGUUUGCCAAGAGAGGCCUCUCAGUGGGACAACUGAGAGACGAGCCCUUGCUGGCAGUCUCAGCCCACCUUCCGCCAACUCUAAGUAUUCCUCAUUCAAGGCCAGCUCAGUAGAGAUGGAGGCUUUCUCUACAAGGAAGAAGGGGGGCUGUGUGCGUCAGGAGAAUGCCUGUCUGUCCAUGCAGGAUGAGCAGCUCAUCAGCAACCUUGAUGCAAUGCAGUAUGAACUGGCCACUUCCAAGUCACAGAUACGCCUCAGAGGCCCCAGGGCGGGGGUCAAUAACAGUGUGGCAAUCAUGAGUGAACAGAUCCGUCAGCUUCAAGCAGAGCUGGAGACUCGAGCCACAGAACAAAAGGCAGCAGAGCUUAGGGCAGAGUGCAGUCAGGAAGCAGCAGCUCACAGUGACAUUUUGGUGGCGACUCUCACCGAAGAGCUGAAUGAGCUCAGAGAAGAGCUGGACAACGAGACAGCGCUCGGCAAACGGGCUGAGCAACAAAGAAACCAAGCACUUGAAAAUGCAGAGAAACUCAAAGAAGCCUUCAAAGAUUACAAGGCUACAAUUACAAUUAAACUUAAGAGGGUGACGGAGAGUGAGAGCAAACUAAAAGAGAGUCUUAUUGAAUGUGACCGAGAAAAAGAGGAGUUGGAAAUGAAGUGCACCUUGCUGGAGAGAGAAAAGGUAGAACAGAGCCAAACAAUCAGCCAGCUGAAGGAGGAGGGGAGGCAGGCCAAGUCUGCAGCUGCCAGCCUUCAGGCUCAGCUGGAGGAGGCCGGACGAAAAGCCUUACACCUUGAACGGCAUCUGACAGAGCGAGGGGCGGAGUUCAGGGAGCUGGCCUCUCUGCGGAAGGAGCUGGAAAACCUGCGGAGCAUGACCCAGAGCCAGGAGCAGAGGGUGACCCAGAGCCACAGAGAGGCUGAGCAGAGCCAGGCGGAGCUGGCCAGUCUGGAGGCCAUCCUAGUCCUGCUGCACCUACGAGAGGGUGCUGUGGGGGCGCUGUGUGUCAGGCCUUGCAUGUUUCCUCCAGUGGACUAUUCAGGAACUGCACACCUACUGAAACCAAAGCCAGGUGAAGGCUACCAGCAGCUGCUGCGAGCGUUACAGUCGAUAGAGGCUGAGCGGAGCAAACAGAACAACCUGGUCGAUCGGCUUCAGGAGCGUCUGAGCCGGGCCCAGGAGGAGAUCUCCACCCUGCAGAGCUCCAUGGCCCAGAGAGCCUCGCACUACCAGAGCCUCCACACGGAGCUGCUGGACAAAGUCAGCCAAGCCACUGACACAGAGAAGGAGUUGAAAAGAAAAAGUGCACGUGUGGCUUCACUGGAGAAACAGUUACAGGAGAAAACCUCGGCCUACAGUCAGGCUGCACUGACCAACACUGAUCUGGAGAAACAGCUACUGGAAAAAACCAGCAGCCUUCAUCAUUACCAGUCACUGCUGACCAAAAAGCAAAAAGAGUAUCAGCAGUCCUUGGAGAAGUGUAAAAAAUCUCAGUCUCAACAAUCCACGGAGCAACAGCACACAAUAGAAAUGCUGCAGAAAUCGCUGAAGGAGACUCAGUGUCGGGUGUUGGAGAUGGAACAGGAGCUUGGCUCCCUUCAGAGGGAGCGAGAUGAAGUUCAGGAAGAAGCUCUCCUGCUGCAGAGCUCCUUGGACCAGCUGACACAGCAGAGAGAGGUUGAAAUGAGAAACCACGAAGAGUUGCUGCAGAGUUUCAAAGAGCAGACGUCACAGUCUGCAAACAAGGUGUGUGAACUGCAGUCAUCUCUGUCAGCCUGCAGAGAUGAGCUGAACUUAUACCUGCAGCAGAUGGAGGAUGUAAAGAAGAACUAUGACAGUGAGCUGCAGAAGAGUAAAGACAAGGUGUCGUCUCUGCAGGAGAAGCUCCACGCUGCCAGUCUGGUCUGUCAGGGCUCCAGUGAGCAGAACCUGCAGCUGCAGCUUUCUCUCCAGCAGCAGCAGACCAUGCUGACUGAGAGCUCUGCUCGCAUCUCUGAACUGGAGGAGCAUCAGAGCCAGCUGCAAGAACAGGUGUCCAGUCUGGAGCAGCAGCUGGAACGAGCACGGGCCUCUCUGCAGGCUGAGGUGAGCAACAGAAAGCAGGAAACACAGGGGAAAGAAAAGGACCUGCAGGAGAUGAAUGAGCAGAACGCACAACUGUCACAGUCUGUCAGCCAUCUGACAUCAGAGAUGACAAAGUGUCGUGGGGAGCUGGUGUCUAAAGACUCGGAGGUGGAGCGUCUGAGGAGGGAUGUCAACGUCAAGACUUGUCAGAUCAGCCGCAUGGAUGAAAGCCUCCAACACACCAGGAGGCAGCUCGACAUUAAGAGUGACAUGGUGAUAGAUCUAGAGGAGAAACUCCACCGCUGUGAGGCCGACAGGCUCCUCUGUGUCCAGCGGGUCCAGAUCGUGGAGGGACAGCUCCAGGUUGUGCAGGGAGAGUUGGCUGAGACUCUGGAGCAACUACGGCAACUCCGAGACGUCUUACAAAGAACCCAGACUACUGCAGACGAGCGGCAAGCCGAGGUGGAAAAACUGACUGUCCAACUUAGUGAGACCCAGAGGGAGUUGGAGGAGAGAACUCAUGAGAUCUUAGAUAUGGACAGUGCACUGAAGGAGAGACAGGGGGAGCUCCAACAGAGAGCACAGCUGCUGGGUCAGCUGGAAGUGGCCAUCAGAGAGCACAAGCAGGAGAUGGAGAGGAAGGUGGAGUCCCUGCAGCAGAGCCUGGAGGCCAGAGAGCGAGAGCUGAGAGACGCACAGAGGGAGCUCACUGACAGGAACAUGAAGGAGUCCCAGGAGCUGCGUGUGUGUCAGCAAAAACUUCACACUUUACUGGAAGAACUUGAAGAAAGUCGGCGUCACUGUGAGGCUUUGACCAGAGAGCUGCACGCCACCAAAGAAAAGGAGGUCCGGCUGUGUGGCGUGGAGGAGGAGCUGGCUCUGAAGGAGGCACGCUGGCUGCAGCUGGAGGCCGGGCUGCAGAGCACGGUCUCCUCUUUAGAGCAGGAGCUGGAGCUGGAGAAGGAGCAGCACAGCAAGGAGCUGGAGUCCCUGCAGCAGACCCGAGGCCAGCUCCUCAAAGUCUCCGAGCAGAUCUCCUCCACCAUGCGCUCCUCCCAGGAGCAGCUCGCCGCUAAACUUCAGCUGAGCCAGAACCAACUGGAGGAAGCCAAAACCCAGCUUGACCAAACUAAAGCUGAUUUGGAUUACGCCCGGAACCAAGCCAGUCACCUCCAAACACAGAGGGACCAGACGCAGAACCAGCUGGAGCAGAGCAGGAUUCUGUAUGAGCAGACCAGAGCCCAGAAUAGUCACCUCCAUGCCCAACUGGAGCAGCUCAGCAACCAGUUUAAUCAAGCCAGAGUCCAGGCCGCCCAGCUCCAGACUCAGCUCCAGGCCUCCAAGAAGUCCAUGGAGACCUCCAGCGAGUCCCUGCUCAUAAAGGAGUCGGAGGUGACUCGUCUCCAAGCCAGGAUCUCCAGCCUGGAGCGAUCCGCCGACCGCCAGCAUCUGUACAGUCACACACUCUCCCUCCCUGCUCUGCACACAGAGAGCUCCUCCUCCUCUUACUCCCCUCCUUCCUCCCCCAAAAAACUCCAAAAACCUCUCCUCUCUUCUCAACACGCUCACUCGACUCGCCUCCUCUCCCCAACACACACAAGAACUUGCUCAUCGCCUCCUGCUCACACUCAGCUUCCCCCCACCUCCGCCCCUCAAACUGAGAGCCACCAAAUAUGCGACUGGCUGCAGAGCACCAGCAUCAACUCCUCUCUGGGUCUCCCUCCCAGUCUGAAGGCCUCACUGAGGAAGGCUCUGAACAAACAUCCGUGGGAGUCCCCCUCCUCUUCCUCCUCCUCCUCCCCCCCCUCCAUCUCCUCUUUCCCUGACACAGUGGACCACAGCUGGCAGGGCCUCAGCGCUGCCGAGGCCACGGCGACCUCUGACCUCUCCUUCAACCCCCUCACAUACAUGGUGGACAAGCCAGAGGACACACACCUCAAUGUGGAAGCCAGCUCCAUGCAAGAGGGAGACGAGGAGCAGACGAGUGAGUCGAGGAGAGACUCUGUGAGCACCCUGGUGGGUGAGGAGGUGGAGGAGGAGGAGGAGGUGGAGGAUAUGAGUUCACUGACAGGGAUGCUGAGGUUUGUUAAUCAGACGCUAGCAAAGCAGGAGGAUCCUUCUUUAUGGAGCUCCGCAGGGCUGUCGCAGACUGGACGCAGCAUCACACUCCAGAGGGAUGUCAAGGAGACAUGAAGCUGUGUCGAAGAGCGUCAGAGAGAAGAAGAGCUGUUUACAUUGGUGUCUAGUUGAAUCUAUCCUGCUUUUGUGUGUUAUUGAAAUCAAGCUGCAAUAUUUUGUCCGUCAUGGAAAUGAUGCAUUUAUGUGACCACUACAGUCCAGUCUGUGACAUUGUUUCAUAAAGUGUAAAUGUAGCAUUUCACGUUGUAUCUUUUCCUAAUAGAUAUUUAUAUAAUUUUGUACACAGUUUUAAAUAAGCUAUGUGAAUAAAAUAUGUUUUUAUAGAAGUAUUUUUAUUGGUCUGCCUCUGUGAUUCUCCAGAGAAACGUAAAGCCUCUGUUUGGAUGUUCCCAUGCUGUUGUGACUGUGGGGUCGUGUUACCAGAACAACUGGCAGCUUCCCGACCAGGAGAAAAGUUCUUGGCUCAGGACCGACAUGC